GAAUUGUAAAAGACGAGGACGAAGAUGAAACAUCUACUGCUAUAGAAUUUCACGAUUUAAGUGAUCUUUUAAUUAAAGAUGAUAUAGAAGAUAUGGAUGCAGAAGAUUCGCUUAUUCUUCCAUCACAUCAUAGAUGUGUGAGUCACAGUUUAAAUCUUGUCGCUGUAAAAGAUUCCGAGAAAGCUCUAGACAAUGAUGUUUCAUAUAAAAAACUAUACAGAUUGACAUUUGCUAAAUUAACCAAAUUAUGGAGUAAACAAAAUAAAUCUACACAAAUAUCUGACAAAAUAAAAGAAAUUUUAGGUGUCUAUUUAAAAACUCCUGUUAUUACCAGAUGGAACUCUACUUUUGAUUCUGUAAUGCAACUAGCAACAUUUUUAAAAAAUGAUCCCGACCAAAUCAAUCAAUGCCUUGAUCAUUGUAAUUUGCAACGAUUGACUGAACAUGAAAUGAAAUUCAUAGAAGAAUAUUGUCAGAUAAUGAAACCUUUAGCACAAUCUUUAGAUAUAUUGCAAAGCGAGAAAGGGAUGUAUAUGGGAUACUUAUUACCGAUCUUAAAAACAUUAAAAGAAAAAUUAGAGAAACUUAAUAAAAAUGAAAUUACGCAUUGCCAAUCAUUAAUCGCAGCUCUUCAACAAGGUUUAAAUAAAAGAUUUUCCUCAUUGUUUGAAAAAAAAAGAACUUAUUAUUGCAAGUUGUUUGCAUCCCAAAUUUAAAUUAAAUUGGAUACAUGGAGAAGAAAAAAAACUCGCUAAAACUUAUUUAGAAGACCUAUUAGGAAUUCGUUCCACCGAGAGUUCUCUAAACGAUGAAAAUCUCAACAACGAUGACUUUUUUGCUUUUGACCAGCAAACAAAAAAAGUCGAGUCUACACAAGAAGAACUGUACCGAUUCUUGAAAUCAAGUAAUUGCAAUGUUAAUAUAUUAAAAGAUUACAUUACAAUUAAAAAACUUUUUAUUAAAUAUAAUACGGCACUUCCGAGCAGUGCAUCUGUGGAACGAAUGUUUAGCGUUGGUGGUUUAGUAUUAACGCCUCAAAGAGCACAUCUCAACGAUGACACAAUUGAGUAUCAAAUCCUCUUAAAAAUUAAUAAAAAUUUUUAUUAAAAUUUUAAA
Molecule: messenger RNA, 1116 nt
Organism: Nylanderia fulva
Lineage: Eukaryota; Metazoa; Arthropoda; Insecta; Hymenoptera; Formicidae
Source: RefSeq, a predicted model, not a curated record